AAAACAGUGGAUAAAAUCUUGCAUCUUCUAACAGCAAUAAAUUGCGACGUCGUUGCACAAUCGGGUCGAAGGCGGCGCGCUCUCAAAUUCGCAUUUUCUCCGAAUUCUGACCAGAAAUCUGCGUUUGACGUGUAUUGUAAGAUUUGGUUUCUUGCUGCUCUGCGUUUGAUUAGAGAUGGGGGCUGAGAAUGGAGCCGAUGGACUGAAGCAGCUAGAGUAUCUAUCUCUAGUUUCAAAAGUAUGUACGGAAUUAGAAACUCACCUAGGGUUUGGUGAUAGCGUGUUGGCGGAGUUCAUUACGGAGCUAGGUCGGGAUUGUGAGUCGGUGGACGAAUUCGACGCGAAAUUGAAAGAGAAUGGUGCGGAGAUGCCGGAUUAUUUUGUGAAGACGCUGCUUAAAUUAAUUCAUGCGAUUUUACAGCCAAAUCCGAAGACGAAGUCGGAGACAGGGUUGAAAGAGGGCGGGGAAUCUGCAUUUUCAGCUUUGAAGAUCAAGGAUGGUAAGGAGAGGGUGAAGGAGUUGGAGAGGGAGCUUGAAGCGGAAGCUAAAAGCCGGAGGAGAAUGGAGGAAGAGGAUGAAGAGAAGCACAGGGAUAGAGGUAGAGAUAAUGAUAGAAGAGAGAGGAGAAGUGAUAGGGAUAGAGAUCGAGAACGGGACAGAGACAGGGACAGGGGAAGGCAUGGAAAUAGAGAAAGGGACAGGGAUGGGGGAAGACAUGGGGAUAGGCAUGAAAGGGGUAGAUAUGAGGACAGGGAUGACUAUGGUGAGGAGAGAGGUAGGAGAAGGCAUGGUGACAGGGAUAGAAACCAAGGUGAACGGGAUUGGAGGAAUGAUUAUGAGGAGGAGAGGGAUGAUAGCACGAGGGAUAUGAAGGAGAGGAAUAAUAGGUCUGAUGGGCCAGAGUUGUUCAAAGUUUACAAGGGAAGGGUUUCCAGAGUGAUGGAUAAGGGAUGUUUUGUUCAGUUUCAAGAUUUUAGAGGGAAAGAGGGGCUAGUACAUGUGUCUCAGAUGGCAACUAGGAGGAUUACAAACGCAAAGGAUGUUGUAAAAAGAGAUCAGGAAGUUUAUGUGAAAGUUAUCUCGGUUAGUGGGAAUAAUUUGAGUUUGUCAAUGAGGGAUGUGGAUCAGAAUACUGGGAAAGACUUGCUGCCCUUGAAGAGGAGUGAGGAGGAUGAUGGUUUGAGACCAAAUCCUUCAGUUCGGAAUGAUGGUGGAGGAACAGGGAGCAGGAUUGGUCUGUCAGGUAUAAAGAUCACUGAGGAACAUGAUGCUGUACCAUCACGAAGGCCGCUGAAGAGGAUGAGCUCACCUGAGAGAUGGGAAGCUAAACAACUAAUUGCUUCAGGUGUCAUGAGUGUUAAGGAGUAUCCUAUGUUUGAUGACGAAGGAGAUGGGAUGCUAUAUCAAGAAGAAGGGGCAGAAGAGGAGCUUGAAAUUGAGUUGAAUGAAGAUGAACCAGCAUUUUUGCAGGGUCAGAGUAGGUAUUCUGUUGACAUGUCCCCGGUGAAGAUAUUUAAAAACCCUGAGGGGUCUUUAAGCCGUGCCGCAGCACUUCAAUCUGCUCUGAUAAAAGAGAGGAGGGAAGUUAGAGAACAACAACAAAGAACAAUGUUGGAUUCCAUUCCAAAAGAUCUGAAUCGUCCGUGGGAAGAUCCAAUGCCGGAAACUGGUGAGAGGCAUCUUGCUCAGGAGCUAAGAGGUGUUGGUUUGUCUGCAUAUGACAUGCCGGAGUGGAAGAAGGAUGCAUAUGGUAAAGCUCUAACUUUUGGUCAAAGAUCAAAGCUUUCUAUCCAGGAGCAGAGACAAAGUUUGCCCAUCUACAAGUUGAAGAAGGAUCUCAUUCAGGCUUGCCAUGAACAUCAGGUUCUAGUUGUCAUUGGGGAGACAGGUUCUGGCAAGACAACACAAGUAACUCAAUAUCUGGCUGAGGCAGGAUACACUACUAGGGGUAAAAUAGGAUGCACCCAACCUCGUAGAGUGGCUGCAAUGUCUGUGGCCAAGAGAGUUGCUGAAGAAUUUGGGUGCAGAUUGGGAGAGGAAGUUGGAUAUGCGAUCCGGUUUGAGGAUUGUACUAGUCCCGAGACUGUGAUAAAGUAUAUGACCGAUGGUAUGCUUCUUAGGGAAAUUCUGAUUGAUGAAGAUCUGUCUCAGUACUCAGUGAUAAUGCUUGAUGAAGCUCAUGAGAGAACAAUACAUACAGAUGUCCUUUUUGGAUUACUGAAGCAGCUUGUGAAGAGGAGACCCGAUCUUCGACUGAUUGUUACAUCUGCAACACUGGAUGCUGAAAAGUUCUCUGGAUAUUUCUUUAACUGCAACAUCUUCACUAUUCCAGGAAGAACUUUUCCUGUAGAAAUUCUCUACACGAAGCAGCCCGAAAGUGACUAUCUUGACGCCUCGCUAAUUACUGUGUUACAGAUUCACUUGACUGAACCUGAAGGUGAUAUACUUCUCUUCUUAACUGGUCAAGAAGAGAUCGAUUAUGCAUGCCAAUGUCUUUAUGAGAGAAUGAAAGGUUUGGGCAAAAAUGUUCCUGAGCUGAUUAUUUUACCUGUGUAUAGUGCCCUACCUAGUGAAAUGCAGUCUAGGAUUUUUGAACCUGCACCUCCUGGAAAGAGAAAAGUUGUUGUUGCCACCAACAUUGCUGAGGCUUCUUUGACUAUUGAUGGGAUAUUCUACGUUAUUGAUCCUGGGUUUGCCAAGCAGAAUGUCUAUAAUCCUAAACAAGGACUUGAUUCCCUGGUGAUAACCCCAAUAUCGCAAGCAUCUGCCAAACAGAGGGCAGGGCGAGCUGGACGUACAGGACCUGGAAAAUGCUAUCGACUCUAUACAGAGAGUGCAUUCCACAAUGAAAUGUCUCCUACAUCAAUUCCAGAGAUACAGAGGAUCAAUCUGGGAAUGACCACUCUCAACCUGAAAGCUAUGGGCAUUAAUGACCUAUUAGCUUUCGACUUUAUGGACCCUCCUUCUCCACAGGCUCUUAUUUCUGCAAUGGAGCAGCUGUACAGUUUAGGAGCACUUGAUGAAGAGGGCCUUCUUACAAAGUUAGGUAGGAAAAUGGCAGAAUUUCCAUUGGACCCUCCACUCUCCAAAAUGCUUCUUGCCAGUGUAGAUCUUGGAUGCAGUGAUGAGAUUCUUACCAUUAUUGCAAUGAUUCAGACUGGUAAUAUCUUCUAUCGACCAAGAGAGAAACAAGCUCAGGCAGAUCAGAAAAGGGCAAAAUUUUUUCAGCCUGAAGGAGACCAUUUGACACUGCUUGCUGUUUAUGAGGCGUGGAAAGCAAAAAACUUCUCUGGUCCAUGGUGCUUUGAGAAUUUUGUUCAGUCGCGGUCACUGAGGAGGGCGCAGGAUGUAAGAAAACAGCUUCUCUCCAUCAUGGACAAGUACAAAUUGGACGUUGUGAGUGCUGGCAAGAAUUUUUCAAAGAUUCGGAAAGCUAUUGCUGCUGGUUUCUUCUUCCACGCCGCAAGGAAGGAUCCACAAGAAGGCUACAGAACGUUGGUUGAGAACCAGCCGGUUUACAUACAUCCAAGCAGUGCAUUGUUUCAAAGACAACCAGAUUGGGUUAUUUACCACGAACUGGUAAUGACUACUAAGGAGUACAUGCGGGAGGUCACCGUCAUAGAUCCCAAGUGGCUUGUAGAGCUAGCACCAAGAUUCUUCAAGGUGUCGGACCCUACAAAAAUGAGCAAGCGCAAGAGACAGGAACGAAUUGAGCCCCUCUAUGACAGAUAUCACGAACCAAACUCUUGGCGUUUAAGCAAGAGGCGUGCUUAGGUGUUACCAAAGUUAGUACUGGUAUGUCAUGUUUGCACUUUUAAUUCCCAGAGUGCCAAUUAUAGAUCCUAGAAGGUGAUUGGAUUCGACUUACCCCCAGCCGUUUGUAACAGAGCAUGUUCCUUUGUGUUGGAAUUAAAUAGAUACAACUUUAACACUA
Messenger RNA from Andrographis paniculata, 3935 nucleotides. RefSeq names its product probable pre-mRNA-splicing factor ATP-dependent RNA helicase DEAH5. The transcript has 3 exons. Lineage: Eukaryota; Viridiplantae; Streptophyta; Magnoliopsida; Lamiales; Acanthaceae. Gene Ontology annotation, molecular function: RNA helicase activity; RNA binding; ATP binding. Gene Ontology annotation, cellular component: intracellular anatomical structure; catalytic step 2 spliceosome. The record is from RefSeq and is a predicted model, not a curated record. Bases 176 to 3775 code for a protein of 1199 amino acids. Gene Ontology annotation, biological process: mRNA splicing, via spliceosome; spliceosomal complex disassembly.